Molecule: messenger RNA, 847 nt
Organism: Zeugodacus cucurbitae (melon fly)
Lineage: Eukaryota; Metazoa; Arthropoda; Insecta; Diptera; Tephritidae
Exons: 2
Coding region: 1-810 (269 amino acids)
Biological process (GO): regulation of transcription by RNA polymerase II
Cellular component (GO): transcription regulator complex; nucleus
Molecular function (GO): DNA binding
Source: RefSeq, a predicted model, not a curated record
AUGAACGCUCUACAAGAUCACAAAUUUAAUAUAAGACUAGUGAAGACUGUCAAAAAAUAUCCGCUUCUGUACAACACUGAAUUGAAAGAAUACACACGAAGGGAUUGCAGAGAAAGAGCUUGGAUAGAUGUGGCAGAAGAGCUGAAUUGUGAUCCAAAAGCUGUGCAAAAAAAAUGGCAAAAUUUCCGAACUAUUUUAGUAAGAAAACUGAGACAAAUCCAGAUGGGCGAAUCUGUGCAACAGUAUUAUCUAUAUGAGCACAUUAAAUAUAUAAUACCAUAUUUAAAGAAAUCAUAUGAACCGGGAACAUUAAAGAGAACGCUUAAACAAGCAUUACAAAACAGAAAUGAUGAAACUGAUACGGAAUAUGGAACAGGAUCAGAGCAUAGUUCCGAAGACAUUGAACUCGUUGAAGACUUGAGGGAGAGCAAUAAUGAUCCCAUUUUUCUCGAAACUUACGAACCAUACGAAAUGAAUGAUCCAAAGAGGCUUAAAAUAGCAGAUAGAUCAGAAGACAAAGCGGGAACAGAUGUUGAUUAUGAUUUAGUUUCUAUUCCACGGCGCAGUGAGUCCCUUGAGCAUAUUAUGGUUAAAGAUGAAGUGACGAAUUGCACACCGAUUCAAUCUGCUUCCGCACCUGCGAGAUAUACUGAGCAAAGUGUUCAAACAGAGUUUAGUGAAAGUCCCAAAAGACAAUUUGUAUUAAGCUUAUUGCCAGAUCUCAACGAAAUGACCAACUCACAAAUGCGCCAAUUCAAGUAUAAAGUUCUACAAUUAAUCCAUGAAAUAUUAAAUGAAAACAAUACCUAAAAAAUAUUAAAAAUAAGAAAAAUUUAAUGAAAUCGUA